AUGUUGCCACUGAUAUCCCGCUAUAAAGCAAAACGACUAAUCCAUCACCUUCCACAGAAACCCUCGGAUACGAGCACGCGCAAGUACAAAAGGCCUUAUGACCUAGGCAUUUCUAUCUCCCGUGUUCCUGUACUCAUUGAUGUUCGAAGCGUCCAUUUUAUCGAUGAUGAUCUGAACAACACGUCGCAACCAGAUUCGGCUAAUGGUGACGCCAAUCGUAUGGAGCUGGAACUAUCUAGUCUCGAUGAAGAAGGAUUGCUGAUGUAUCCAUGCGAGAAUUUGCAGUUGUUUGAUCUCCUUGGGCAACUGCAGACUGUGGGCAAACUUGCUCACGUGGACCAGUUCUCUAAUAAUGUUCCUACAGCCUGCUACCAAGCGCACUUGUGUGUCUCGCCAGAUGGAUCAGGUUUCACUCUCGAGGUGGUUGCGCUAUGGAGGGAUUCUCUUGAGGUCCCGGAUUUGAACCGCUUGACGGAAGCAGACCUGGAAACCUUCACAAGAUAUGUGCUGCAGGAAAAAUGUGUUCGCCCAUCGGAAUUGACCGACCCGCGUGAAUAUCGCAAUAAAAUGUUAGGAAUCCCCAAGGAAUGGUCUCCCCGGGAUUUCUACAGCAAUGUUCACGUUCCUAAUGCUACGGAAAAUUCGACGAAUCUCAAAUGCGCUGAUCUAAAAUGCCAGCUAUACCCGUUCCAAAGAAGAGCUGUUCGUUGGCUUUUACAAAGAGAAGGAAGAGACGUCGGACCAGGUGGCGAGAUUAUGCCUAUUGGAGAACUUCCGAAAAGUGACCUUCCAGCAUCUUUUAGUUCCACGAAAGAUGCGGAUGGAGGAACUUAUUAUUUCAGUCAUCUCUUCAUGGUUCUGACGACAGAUAUCUCAGGGUGGCACGAUGCCGCAGAUAAUUUGAAAGGUGGAAUACUUGCAGAGGAAAUGGGUUUGGGCAAAACAGUCGAAGUGAUUGCGUUGAUAAGUUUGAAUAAGCGAGAACAGCAACUCAAGGCUGAUCUCGACGGGUUGAAACAUACUCGCGCCACUUUGAUUAUCACACCACCCGCGAUUUUUGAACAAUGGAGACAAGAGUUGAAAGAGCAUGCCCCAACUUUGCGUGUUCAUCACUACACUGGCAUUAAACGUGGGAAAGAAACAACUGAUGAUAUGAUUGUCAACGAGCUUGCCGAAUUUGAUGUCGUUCUGACCACCUACAAUGUCAUUGCGAAAGAAAUUCACUACGCGGCGACUCCUCCGAAGCGAUCUCUUCGACAUGAAAAGCGAUUUGUGCAGAGGAAGACACCACUCGUUCGCCUCUCAUGGUGGCGUGUAUGUCUCGAUGAGGCUCAGAUGAUUGAGAGUGGAGUCAGCAAUGCAGCGAAAGUAGCUCGCUUGAUCCCCCGGGAGAUUGCUUGGGCUGUGACUGGUACCCCACUGCGCCGAAAUAUAGAUGACCUGUUCGGUCUUCUCGUUUUCCUCCAUUAUGAGCCGUUCAACUUUUCAGCCCCUUUGUGGAGGAGAUUGUGUGUGUGUUUUGGGCCUGUCUUGGCAAAAAUCAUAAACACAAUCGCUCUUCGGCACAGGAAAGGUCAAUUAUUGGAUGAGCUUCGUCUACCACCCCAAAAGCGCAUUGUCAUCACUACUCCCUUCACGGCCGUAGAAGAACAGCAAUACGGUCAGCUCUUUGAGAAAAUGUGUGAAGAAUGCGGUUUGAACGCCUCAGGAGCCCCCCUUCGAGGCGACUGGGACCCCGAAGAUCCUGUAAUUAUCGAAAAGAUGCGUAAUUGGCUAACAAGACUCCGCCAAACGUGUCUCCAUCCUCAAGUCGGACAUCGUCGAGUGAUGGGACCAGGCUCUGGUCCUUUGCGGACUGUGGAUCAGGUCCUAGAAGCCAUGACCGAGAGCAACGAAGCAGCCAUACGUACGGAAGAACGGUCGCUCCUUUUAUCUCAACUUCGACGAGGCCAACUUCUAGAAAAUGCAAAACGCCGCCAAGAAGCCCUUGCUCUCUGGCAGAAAGCAUUGGAUCAUGCCACUAAGCUGGUUGAAGACAGCAGAGAGCAAAUGCGUCUCCUGACGUCCAAAAGCACUACCAGUGACAAUAACGGGGCUACUCCAGGACUCAUCAAUCCGGAUAAUAAGGAUGAUGAGGACGAGGAGGCAGGCAAUUACAGCCUCAUCCAGUGUCGACAGAAGCUUCGAGCUGCACUUGAGGUCCAGCAUAUUGCAAUGUUCUUCACAGCGAACGCAUAUUACCAAAUCAAGAGCGAUCCGAAUCUGACCCAGCCUGAUUCGGAUGAGUUUAAAGCACUCGAGAAACGUGAAGAUGAUGCCUAUGAGGCUGCAAAAGUCAUUCGGAAAGAGAUGUUGGCUGAUAUUUCCCGGAAAGUCGAGCGCUACAUGAACGAAAUCAAAAUUAAGGCACAAGGCAGACUUUUCGUGAACAUCCCUAAAAUGAAACCCCAUCUCUACAGCAAAGGAGUCGAGUCAUACAAUCUGCUCACCAAAUUUGAAGAUUUUUGCGACGCUCUUAACAAACAUGCUAACCAAUACAAGGAAUGGCGGGAUGUCAUGGCCAGACUGGUCUCUCAGUCACUCAUUGACCAGGAAGAAGAAACAAAGCUGGAGGGUGAUGAAUAUGAGCGGUCAACAAAGCAUCAAGAUGAAAUGUAUGUCUACAUGGAGGCUUUGAGGUCAAUGUACAGCGAUCGUCACGAUGCUCUCACCGGCCAGAAGAACAAUCUCAUUUCCCACGAAGCCAAAUCCGGAAUCGCCCAAGCCCAAAGAGGUGAGGGCCCUUCUCCGCAAUUAUUUCUCAAAAUCAUGGAAACUCGCAGUCAGCUUAUGCCUGAUCCCAAUCUUGGAUCGCUCCGCGAUAUUGUCAGUGAGCUUCGCAAACUUGUGGCAUCGCUGGAGUGGCAAGCCACCUUGGGCAAUUCACGUGCUCGUGCUGAACAUGAAGUUGUGGAAAUGGUACUGAAAAAUGCCGGUCAAAUGAUCGCCGAGCAACUGAAAGUAUCGCACAAGUUGAGUAGAGAAGUUGAAAUGUUCCGCGACACCAUGAACAAUCGACUGGAGUAUUAUCGUCACCUGCAGCAGAUUUCGGAUACAGUGGCUCCAUACGACGAGGAAAAUGCAGGCAAGCCGCUAGAUGAAGCCGCUUUUACCUCGAGGUUGGAGCAAGAGGAAUCCCUUGAAAGCAGAAUUGCUACUCUCAAAUCCAAAGCAAGAUAUCUCAUUCACCUAAAAGAUGAUGAUGGCUCUGACAAUAACGUUCGAGAGUGUAUCAUCUGCCAAUCAACCUUCGAAGUUGGUGUGUUGACUGUGUGUGGUCACAAGUUCUGUAAGGAUUGCUUGCGACUAUGGUGGGCUGCACACCAAAAUUGCCCACUGUGCAAGAAGAAAUUAAAGCGCAAUGAUUUCCAUCAGAUCACAUACAAGCCACAGGGUCUAGUUGUGCAAGAGGAAAAGUCACAUGUCAAAUUGGACCACGAAGGUCAUUCCCAAAAUGCGAUUUACAGUGACAUCAGCUCCAGUCAUCUCAAUGAGAUCAAGAACAUUGACUUGGAUGGAUCUUACGGGACAAAGAUUGACACUUUAGCCCGGCACAUCCUAUGGCUGCGAGAACAUGACCCAGGCGCAAAGUCAAUCAUUUUCUCUCAGUACGGAUCCUUUUUGUCGGUAUUACAGAGCGCAUUCAGAUCCCUUGGAAUAGUCACUACCAGUAUUGACGCUUCGAAUGGCAUUCAGAACUUCAAAACAGACCCGGCUAUUGAGUGCUUUUGUUUACAUGGCAAAGCACAGUCAUCCGGGCUGAAUUUGACCGUUGCGACUCAUGUCUUCCUAUGCGAGCCACUCAUCAACACAGCAAUCGAACUCCAGAUCAUUGCUCGAGUACAUCGUAUUGGUCAAUAUCGACCAACAACAGUAUGGAUGUACCUUGUCUCCGGCACGGUGGAAGAAUCCAUAUAUGAAAUCUCAGUAACCCGCCGACUAGCUCACAUCAUGGAGAAAGAGAAGCAAUACAAGAAAGCACUCUUGGAUCCUCCUACCGAUGGCGACGGUGUUACUGAAGCAGCUAUCGAAUCUGCCAACUCGAUGGAACUACAAGAUGCCACUCUCACAACCUUGAUGCAACGCGGCGACAUAGGUGGAGAGAUGGUGAAAAAGGACGACCUUUGGCAAUGCCUCUUUGGAAAUGCCAAGAAGAAAGAUGGCAUUGAUCUUUCAUCUGAGGCAGAAAGGGAGGUUGGUCGGUUCUUGAGAGGCGAAGCUGCUGAGCAAAGAAUGGAGGGUUGA
Penicillium vulpinum is the source of this 4284-nucleotide messenger RNA. RefSeq lists its product as uncharacterized. NCBI's taxonomy places the organism in Eukaryota, Fungi, Ascomycota, Eurotiomycetes, Eurotiales, Aspergillaceae. The record is from RefSeq and is a predicted model, not a curated record. Gene Ontology annotation, molecular function: ATP-dependent chromatin remodeler activity; ubiquitin protein ligase activity; ATP binding. Gene Ontology annotation, cellular component: nucleus. The transcript has 2 exons. The coding region runs from base 1 to 4284 and encodes 1427 amino acids. Gene Ontology annotation, biological process: DNA damage response; protein polyubiquitination.